AUGUACUCCUCUUCGUCUUCGGUAGAUAUAUCGCAACCACAGAGCCACUGGUCAAGCGAGGUCAAGAAAUCGGAGGACUGUUUCUACACAGGAGAGGUGGAAUCUGCACCUAAUGCAUCAUUUGUCGCAGUUGAUACCUGUUCAGGCCUAAGAGGUGCGAUAUACUAUCACAACACUACCUUCGUGAUUCUUCCUCUCCCCUGCCCGUCCUGUGAUCCACAGACAGCACCCCAUAUUGUUCUCUCCUGGUCUUCAUCUCCAAUUGCUCAGAAUGCUUCAAUGCGUACCUUCUGGAAACCGGUCGACUUAAUGGCAAUGAUGCAAGAGACAGUGGAUCAGCGUCUAGCGGAUCUUUCAAGCGCUGUGCACACUAUUUGGUUGGAGUUUAUUGUGGACGAGAAGUUGCUGCACCAAUUCAGUGGAAAAUUUACAACAACUCUACGUUACGUAGCAUCAAUGGUGAAUCUCGUCAAUUUGCACUUCAGAGAUCUACCCGUUCAAUUCCAUCUUCUACGAACCCAGAUAUGGAAUCUAGGCAACCGUGCCUCUAUUGAAAGCAGCAUCAAAGCCACACUGAACAACUUUCAACGCUACCGAUCCGAGCAGAGUUUUAGUGACAAUAUAGGCCAACGCAGAUCUAGACGCGACUUGGACGAGGGCGAGACUAAUGAUCCACUCUCAUCCUCUCCACAAGGUGUCUUCAAACAGCCCGGUUCGAGGAAAGCGGAUAUCACGAUGUUGUUGACGGAUUCAGCUGAAAUUGACUUUGUUGAGAAGGUGGAUCACUUAGCCAUUCCUGGAUCCAUCUGUACACCACGUGGAACAGCUAUAGUUAGGGUCAAUGUGACCGACUUUGAGCUUCAAGUGGCUACUCUAGUUUCAAAAUCUAUCGCUGAAAUCCUUGGUAUCCACUCAAUCCUCUGUCCAGAGAUCUGCAAUGAGAACGAGGUCUUUUCAUUAGGCGACAUCUCGCGCUUGCAAUUGGCUCUUCUCAGUGGGAUGUCGGCCUGUCUCAGGUCACCAAAUCUUCAGGGACGAGAAUUUCUCCGCCCCGAUACCUGCGGCAACGGAAUUAUCGAUCGUGGGGAGGAAUGCGAGCCCUAUCAGCAAGGUCUCCCCAUCGGUCUACCCCACAGCACCGACAGCGGCUUCAAUAAAAGUCUUAAUUCACCCGCUUUCGGCUGUUGCGAUUCCAAGACCUGCCUCGCUGACGUUCAUGCCGUCUGUGUGGAAGGUGGCUGUUGUCGUGGCUGUCGGCUGGCCGAGUGUCCAGGUGAUCUCUACCUGGAGAAUGGGAUGCCAUGUAAGGGUGAAAAAAAUGACUUUGAGGAAGAAGCUCUUUGCUAUGAAGGUCGAUGCCCAACAAGGAGCAGUCAUUGCAAAGCUCUUUGGGGACCAAAUGCACGGACCGCAGAUGAUUAUUGCUACAGCACAAUGAACAGGAAUAUCGACUCCGCUUGUGGGAAAGGUGUAGUGUGUGAGGAAGAGGAUGCGAUGUGCGGACUGCUGCAUUGUCAAAAUGGAAGUGAUGAACCUCUUCCAGUGGAGGCUCGUUUGCUUAGCUUCUUCAAUCUUCGGACACAGCACGAACAACAGAAAAUUCAAUGCCAGUAUGUAGCAAGUACACACAAAUUCAGCUACGUUCCCGAAGGUGCCUCCUGCAAUGAAGGCCGUUUUUGCUUUCAAAAACGAUGCAUAAAGCCCACUGCUAUCGUAGUGCACUCAAAGUGUCCCAAAGGGCCCUUCUCAGACCUCUGGGGCGUGUCAGAUGGGAGUAACGAUUACAUCCACCCUGCGGUGAGACGAAGCCUACCUACUGCCACCGCCACGCCCAUUAAUAUCACCUGUUCAGGACGCGGGAUUUGCACCAAUGGGGCCUUUUGUCUCUGUCCACCUGGAUGGCAUGGCCCCUCCUGUUCCCAACACCAACCAUCCAUCAAUCCAAAUGCUUCUGUGACGAAAGCACGCGUUAAAGUAGCCUACGUCUCCGUCUACCCUGAUGAAGACAUUGCCAGUUUGAUUUGGAUGUAUAUCCAAGCGAUGGAUAAGAAUGCCGGGGGAUUGGCGGAACCUGGGUCAGUGAACACUGUCUACCUGAUUUCAAUUUUGGGUGCUGUAAUAGCCUGCGUCUUCCUCUGCCUUUGUGGUAUCAUCUUCUUGUAUAGACGUCGAAAUUUCAAUAGCCGGGGCCUUCGCUUUGGUGCUAAGAGUGAAAGACGUCUCUCUUCUCCAACCAAUUGUCUCUCACCUGCUCUCUUCGAUUCGCCAUUAAGCAAGUCUUCUGGUACGGCCACGGCCACUACCACUGCUGCCAAUAGUAUGGAUUCUAUGUGCCUUUGCAACCGAAACUCUCGUCCUAGUGGCGCUUCUCUAGACGACAUGGAAUUGCACCAUCACACGCGUCGCUCCUCUUGUUCCCGUCGACAUCGACAUACCUUUUCUUCCUCGUCUUCUAAGAAUCGAAACCGUCGACAGAAACGAGGUGGUGGAGUUAGUAGUGGAGACAGUCUUCAAACUGGAGCCAAUGGAACUGUUGAAUCCGGCCCAGAGCUGGGUCGAAACGGGGAGGAGAGCGUGAAGGACGAGGGUGGUAAUGGAGUUGGAAAAAUCAAGUUUGGCUCGAUGCCUUCCUAUCGGGAGGAUAAGAUGAAGCAUGCAAAAGAUAAUGCCACUUCAACGACGAUAUCAGAUACUGCUGGGAUUUCGACGAUAACUGAUGCGGUAGUGACCACCGCUAGUACCACAAAUAAUCUGUUUCAACAGCAGCAACCGGCGUUAAUAGACUUUUCGGCAUCGUGGUCGCUACCUCCGCCACCACCACCACCUUUUGUUGUACCUGCAGUGUGCAGCGUAGUUGCGUCACCGAAUCCAAUAUUUACGGGAAGUUCAUCCCCUUGGAUGUCUACACCACAGACACCUCUGUUGACGUCUACUAACAUCAAUACGACGACGACAACCUGUGCGAAUGUGAUUUGUACUGAUGUUGGGGGCAUGGAGGUAAGAGUGAUGAGUGCACAGCCCUCGAGGAAGGUAAUGACAACGUCGACGAUCUCGGCGGAUGAGACGGAGACACCCCAAGUGACCGUGAUUCGGGAGAACUCCUGCCGCCAACCUGAAAAAGGCAUCCUCAAGAAUAAGCACGAAGGUGGUGGCGGCGUGGAUAUGCCCGAUCUCCCAACUUCUACCAACGGAGAAGGUGGUAGUAAGAAGCAGAAGCAUUCUUUAAAACGCUCUAGCAAGAAGCAUUAUUGUUCUUCACCUCACUUCUCUGGGACUACCUCCUCCACUUCUUCCUCUUCUACUUCCACUACGGGCUCCCAAAGUCCUUCCGCAUCAUCCACUGGCUCAUCCUCAUCCUCACUUUCAUCUGUGAGCUCUUGUUCAACCAGUAGGGCGACUGACGACACGAAUUCGACGAACUUUGUGGCGUCGGUGAUGAAUAGUGGGGAGGAAGAGGAGGGAGGAGUGAUGGACAUGGUAUCGGACUCUGGUAGCACUUGUUCAACCGCUUUGGAGACUGGGGAAGAGGAGCGAAAGAUGGGUGGAAGGGAGUGCCGGCAUAAGAACCAUCGUCAGCACAAAAGUCAAUGCAAGAAGAAGUCGAGUCACCGUCAGCACAGCCACGCUCACAGUCAUCACCAUCGCCACAGCCAUAGUCAUCAUCGCAGAAGCCAACGCAGCAGUAGUACUGGAGGAGACACCUCAGCAACUAACACUAGCACUCCCCCGACCACAACAACAGCCUCAACUUCUUCCACUUCCUCGCCGUGUCGUCGUCGUUGCCACCGUCGACGUCGAACUGGCGUUAGUCGAAGGUAUCGUCUCUCCUCGGAGGAUGCUGAAAGCAGUAUUGGUGGACAGAAUCACAAGGUUCCUACGAUCCUCUGCAAUGCGGAACAACAGACGGAUGAGAUUAGUUUGGCAAGAGCGAUGGGGGCGAUAUUUCCGACUCCACAGAAAGAUCUGCGAUCUCCCAGUCCACUAAAAGAUCUUCAAAAUUCUAAUAGCAGCAACCUCCAGCAGCAACAACAACUCUCGUCCGACGUAAUUGACGAGGAGGAUUCGGAAUGGGAGGAGGUGGAAUGCACGGGCGGUUCCGACUGCGAGGAGUGUCGAAAAAAUGCUGCCAUCUCCUCGUGGAAUUCCUCGGCAGUUCCGCCAACACCGCCUUCCGCAGGAGGUCUUCUCUCAAGGCAGUACAAACUGCCUUCACCACCACCACUGCCCCCUGCCAUCGUCACUUCCACACCCUAUUACUGCACCACUCAACUCUCCUCCCAGUCCGAAAUUGAUCCAUACUACCAACCACCAAUGGACGAUACAGACUCCUUUGUCGCCGGUAAGCCGGGUCUCGUCUCUCAUCGCAAGUAUCCCGGGCAUGCUGAGGAAGACGAUGGAUUGAUUAGCAGCAGGGGGACUCAGGGAGGAUUGACCCUUACGUCCUCCUUGAAUGCACCCAGUGACUGCUACAUGACGAGGGAUUCGGACGGAUUGACGCGAAAGACUUCCCCUGCAGUGCCCUACAUUUCCAGACAUAACUACAACGGUUCGGAUAGCGAUUUCUCCCUCUCGACUUCAGUCAAGAAGUCCCCCACCCUCGGUCACACUGUGGAUUGGCUGUCGUCUGAUAACUCCUCCCAAGUUGGUGGCCUCAGCAACCACGUGUCAGCGACUGUUGCAGCCACAGCACACCAGUGGUUGGACAUGGCGGAGUCAGACGCCAGCUCAUUGCCUGAUGCCUCCUGCGAUUUGGUACAUUUGGCUCAGUUGAGCCACGCAGCACGGAUGAAUCCGAACCUUUCGGAUCUGGCUCGACAACAGAGUCUCGGUUACGAGCACAAGGAAAGCAGCAAUAGCUGUGGAACUAGUCUGCGGAAGCACACUAGAAGGAUUGACUUCGCCUGUGCUCUGGCUCAUCCAGUUUUUACAUCCCUCGUUUAUGGCAUUUCACCUGAGGCUAAUCCGUUUAUGACCUGGCAAUUAGCAGAUCGUGACCCAAAGGGGUCUCCACCAUGUGUCGUCAAUAAAAUUAAUUGA
Messenger RNA from Echinococcus granulosus, 5037 nucleotides. Its product is annotated as Disintegrin and metalloproteinase domain-containing protein. The record is from RefSeq and is a predicted model, not a curated record. Gene Ontology annotation, molecular function: metalloendopeptidase activity. The transcript has 21 exons. Bases 1 to 5037 code for a protein of 1678 amino acids. NCBI's taxonomy places the organism in Eukaryota, Metazoa, Platyhelminthes, Cestoda, Cyclophyllidea, Taeniidae. Gene Ontology annotation, biological process: membrane protein ectodomain proteolysis.